AUGUCUCUGAAAGGUUUGCUCAAGAGAAUUGCUGUUUUCGGCGCUCAAGUAAGUUGUCUUUGUUCAAUCUAUUGUGUUUAGAUUUCUUUGGCGUUCCGGAACAAGCAGCUUGUCUCCGUUAAACAGGUACAGGUGGCCUUAAAGUUGGCAGAACGGCGAGUAUUACCUCGAGUUGUUCAUGGAAAUCGAGUUUUGAGGCUGGUGGGUUAAUGAAUGGUUAUUUUUCUUAAAUUUGUGAAGGGUCAGAUAAGGUGUGUUUGACUUUCUUGUUUUUAGUUUCAACGAACGUUUGUUCCUCGGAAUUUGAUCCGGCCGUUUGCUACUCUACACUAUAGGAAUGUACAUAGGUUAUACAAUCGGAGAGAGUUCAGAUUGUUGAGGAACACUACCACAUUUUCUCCGUUAGAACGAAUUAGGGUAGGUUGAUUUGUUAAAUGUAUAUAUGAAUGAUUUAAAUGAGUUCUGUUAAGUUUUUUUAAAAUUCUUUACUGAAGUUUAGGUAUUAAUUUUAGUUUUUAGAAUAUUUUUAUAUCAAAUCCUCGCUACAAUGAAAGCAUUUUGGAAGAACGAUACCCGUCUUCUCUUGAUGGCUAUGAAAUAGGUAAGUAAAUCAACUUUGAUAUUUUUAUUGUUUAGGUGAUUAUAUUGCUCAUGGUUGUAAUGCAGCUGUUUACGCUUUACGGGUCGAUGAUCAAAGUCAGCAGGCAGGUGUAAGUCUCUUUACAUCUUAUCUUUUCAUUUAUUAUAAUAUAGGCCAAUUGUAAAACCGUAAUUUUUGAAAUAAUAAAUUGUCUAAUCUGAAAAUGUUGAUUUGUUUUUUAUUGUUAGGACUACCCUCUGGCAUUGAAGAUCAUGUUCAACUACGACUAUUCUCUACCAGAACGUUACAUUUGGGAGGGCAUGGGCGCAGAGCUGGUUCCUCUAAAACAAUGUCCACAGCAGGCUCUAGUGGGACAAAUGAGAGGGUAAUUUAUAUGUUUAAGACCUUAAUUUGGAUAACAUUUAAAAAAUGAGUAGGUUUUUAUAGUUUGUGAUGUUUCAGCUUCAAGUCAUUAAAACGGCAACAUCCUAACAUUAUAAAGAUGCACACGGCCUUUGUUGACCUGAUGCCACAACUCAAGGAAACGGCCGAACUGUUUGAGGAAGCUGCCCCAAGUCUUGACAAUUUCGGACUUAUUCACAAACCUAAAACAUUGUUUGUUGUAAUGAAAAGGUGAACAUUACAAGCUUUUCACUUCUUUUCUCACCUAUGAUAACAUAAUUCUUGUUUAAUGUUUUAAAAUUUUAAUUUUUAUUAUUAGUUUUAUUGGAAAAAUUAUUUUUAGGUACCGUACGACGUUGCGAGAAUAUACUCUACGGCAUAACAUGACACAAAGAGCUGGUCAGGUAUUGUUUGGUCAGUUAUUAGAGGCAUUGGCGUAUCUAGGUGAUAAUGGCAUUACUCACAGAGAUAUGAAAAGCGACAACAUUCUACUCAAUUACGACUGCGAUGGUAUGUUUUACAUUAAAUAUUGUAAUUGAUUUAAUUAAGAGGCGGCUUAUUGUUAGUUGUCUGAUUACGUUGCUUACAUUUUAAAUAUUUUUCAAUUAAAUAUUUUACAUUAUUGUUUAUGAUAUACAGUAUUUUAGAGGAAAUACCACAUCUAGUAUUGAGUGACUUUGGCUCAGCUUUAGUUAAUGGAUUCAAGUUGACAUACGUUGAUGAGUUUACUGAUAUGGGAGGCAAUCUGGCAUUGAGAGCACCAGAAAUCAGUAGGAAGACGUUAUCGACUGGUCAGGUUUUGGAUUACAGUAAGGCAGACUUAUGGUCAGCUGGAGCUAUUGGAUACGAAAUGUUUGGACAGUAAGUUUAAGUUAUUUUGUAUUUUUGGAUAUUUUAUAAUUACAACAUUACGUGUCAACUUUGGAGUUUUUGCGUUUUAAUCGAUUUACUGACUUCAGACAGAAUCCGUUUUACUCACGAUAUUCAAGCAAGACGUACAGGGAAAGCGAGCUGCCAGGGAUGUCUGGUAUCACGCCCAGCAUUAUUAAAAAGUUGGUCAGAGAAGUCUUAAGUAUCAAUCCAUUAGACAGACCUGACAUUAAAGUGGCUUCUAAUGUAGUAGUGCUAUCUCUAUUUAGUCUGUGGAAAGAAGUGUCUAAUGGUGGACAAAGUUUGAUCAACGAGUUCAAACAAGCUGUGGAUAAGGUAAGAUUAUUUCGAGAUUUUUUCUGUUGCGGGUAUGUAAUAUUACUUUUAGGCUGUGUUUGUUGCUUUGUUUUUAAUUUUUAUGAGGUUGUGACGUUUUCACGCUGAACUUGGCAGAACAUCAAAACGAAAAGUCAAUUUUAACACAAAAACCACUUUUUGAUGCAUUAAGGGCAGCCACGACAAUUGAUAAGGUUCCAUGUAAUAACAUAAAUAAACGUAUUAACAACUGACCAGCUCCCUUUCAGCACAACAUCGUAAACAAGAUUCUGUCGCUGUUCGCGGCCGAGACCUUCACCGCCCGCUCAGCCAACAACCACUGCCACAGCUCCGAACUUCAACUCAGGGCCACCUUCUUCUCUCGCGUCAUCUACGACCAAAUACAUCAGAGUCUGACCUAUUUUGAAAAUAAUCAGCACUGA
Messenger RNA from Bursaphelenchus okinawaensis, 2610 nucleotides. The record is from the annotation of a GenBank genome assembly. Lineage: Eukaryota; Metazoa; Nematoda; Chromadorea; Rhabditida; Aphelenchoididae.